AGCCGGUCCAGAGUACGUGCGUUUUUUUGAAAAAAAAAAAAAUUUCAGGAGUGCAAGCAGGAUCUGCAGCUGCCGAAUUGUCACGUUUAGGGACUGUUUUCUUGCACUCAUUUUUCAUUUUAUUUUCCACAUAAUUUCCCUUCUGUCCGCACAGGCGCUGAGAUUCAUCUGGAACUCCACUCAGGGUUGUUUCCUUUCAGUCCAAACUCGGUUGCUUUCUUGCAAAGUCCUUGAUUCACCCUGGCUGACAGCCUGCAGACCAUCCUGUGUAACAACCAACAUUAGCACACAUCGGCUAACAUCCAACAGGACUGUCACCCACCGAAAGCUGAAAGCUACAUCCUGCACAUUGACAGCCAGUGAGAGCUGCAGACAGCGACUGAAGCAGCCUGUAAGGUAUUUAACAGGCUUGACCAACGGGCAACAACCACUGGAAGAGAAGUUAGUCAGAUAGAAGGGCAGCCAUGUUGAUCAUCUUAAUCUUCAUCAUCCUCUUCCAUCUGGCUGCAGUCAUUCUCCUCUUUACUGCAACCAUUCACAAUGCAUGGUGGGUAGUGUCGCCAGCUGGACGUGACGUGAUCUACACUGACCUGUGGUACUCCUGUAACUCCACCUGCUAUCCUGUGGAGAACAGCCAUACUGCUGAUGCAGUCUACCUACAGGCCAUCCAGGCCACUAUGAUCCUGGCCACCAUCUUGUGUUGCGUCAGCUUCUUUGUCUUCAUCCUUCAGCUCUUUAGGCUCCAGCAGGGAGAGAGAUUCAUUUUCACCGCCAUCAUCCAGCUAUUGGCCUCUCUAUGUGUGAUGAUUGCAGCGUCCAUCUACACGGCUCAGAAAAAGAGCUUUCAUGUGGUCAGUCUUCAGGAAGGCUCCUACGGCUCCUCCUACAUCCUAGCCUGGAUCAGCUUUCCCAUGACCCUCGUCAGUGGCCUCAUGUACCUGGUGCUCAGGAAACGCAAAUAGUCAUACUGGGCUUGAUGCACAGGAACGCAGAUAUCAGAAGCUCAGAAAUCUGUCUGAAGCAUUUUAACACAAAGGACAGAAGUUGAAGACAAGUGAGGUCUUGUCUUAAUGGGACCCAGACCCCUGGACUUUCCAAAGGGUCCAUAUUUUUUUUUUUUUUUUUUUUUUGGUGAAUCUAUAUUCAACUGAAUAUAUUUUGUACAUAUUUGCAGUGUAUGUAUAGUUAAAGUAUUUGCCAAAAACUUAAUUCUAAGACUGAAAUAGUAAAAUUAUAUAUAAAAUCUUAUAGAAUCUUAUGUUAACCAUAGCUUACAGGAAAUGUAGUGAAGCAGUAGUUGAGGUAUAAUAUGUAGGAACUUAACCCCGUUAUUUGUAUUCUUGUGUUACUGACUUGUGUCUUCAUGGGGAAAAAGGAACCAAUGAUGUGCUGUGAUGUUAAUGAUUUCAGACAAUAUAGAGAACAUGCAAAACUGAAAUAAGAUAAUAACAUUUCUUUGUUAUUAAUUAUGCUUUUUGUCCACAGCUUCACUGAGAAAAGACAAAAAGCUUUUUAUUGUCUAAAGCAACUGCGUAUUUUAACAUCAUGUCACUGCAGAUGUGUGAUGUAGUUAAAUCUCGCCAUGUUUUUCCCUCCUUGGCCGGGCUAAUAUUUAUUUGGUAACACCCCUAAGCACUUGUUACACACUUGUGCUCCAGCAUUUAGCAAAAAUAUAUUUGUUAAUGCAUUGUACCUGCAAAGAAAUUACCAGAAUUUUAUCGUUUAUCCUAUUACAAUUUUUAGCCUGACCCCACAUAGCACUGGGUAAACUCUUUUCUCCUUCCUGGUGUUGGUUUGGAGGGCAGAACAGUUAAGGGAGACCAGCUUGGUAUUAACUUUGCAGCUGCUUGGAAUUGAAACAUUUCAAGGACAAAAUCUAGAAUUGUCUAGUUCAGCUUGGGCUUGUUGGUUCCUUCACAGGUGCACUGGGCUGUUUUGUGAUAAGAAUGUGUUCAGUGGACCCUAGCAUGAUAACUUACUAUCUCAUCGAUUAUGAAGAUUCAGGUAAAAGACAUUGAAGUGAGAAGUUGCUGCCAUCUCAAGAUGAUACUUGAAAAUGAUCAAAACAGCAUAUUGGAGGGUUAGCUUGUGAUGUUUUUUGUUGUCAUCUUAAAUGUUUGAUUCAAUAAUAAGCCUCCUAUUUGCAUGAAAGCUUUUGUCUUUCAGCAAAUCCAUUAUAUUAAGUUAGUUAUAUAUUGAGUUAGAAAGGAAGUUAUUGCAGUACACAGGAUUUUUAAUGUAAAGUUUGGAUCUCAAUUCAGAUGAAAUUGAGAACUUGAACUUAAACAAUAAACUGAUGUCGAUAUUCAACAGAAUCCACAGAAGUCACUUCUAAUAGUUAUUAGCGCUACUCUAUUCGAAUUGGAAAUGUUUUGGAUUACGGUUGUGAUUUUUUUUUUGUUGUUGUUUUGUUUUGUAGUGUGUUUUCUUUUAACGUAAAUGUACUGUAUCUUUAGUCAAUGUAGUUCUGUACAAACAACCACAGGACCAUACAAAUUAACAUGAGUUGCUGAAGCUAAAAAGUUAAAAGCUAAAACUAUUUUUAUGGGGAUUUGUUUUGUUUUUUAAACAUUUUUUGCAGUUGAAAUAUUUCAAAUGCUUCAUGAAGUAUUAAUUCCACAUUGAGAGUCUCAUUUUGCUUAAUGGAGACAUGAUGAAAUGGUCAAUGUUUUAAUAGCUUAAACCUUUUUAUUUGCCUGUGGAGGAUUCAUUCACAAUUCUUACAUGUAUAGCUUAUAUGUCAUGUUAAAUGGGAGUGUUUCUGCCGGUUACAGGCUAAUUAAAUAACAACAUACUAUUUAUUUAGACCCGUAUUGCAACAUCAGUGGCAGUUUCUUUAAUCUGUGACAUAUUACGGUGUUUCCUUCCAGUCACAUGUCAUCAAGGAUUUGUCUUUUGCUGUCACCCAGUGGACUGACAGAAAAUUACACAAAGUGUGUGAUAGUUUUAUAGCUUCAGGUUACAGAAUAAACAGCUACUAUAAGCUUCUGUCAAGCACUCCUGAAAAGAAUGAACAUAUUUCUGCUUGUGAAUUCUCCUGCUCUAAUUUCUGAAUGACAGAUUGGCUAAUCUUCUAAGUGAUGCGGGAACAAAGGCAAAUGUCCUCUGCAAGAAUUUAAAGGUGCUUCUUUUUUUCCCUUUUGCCCCACCCAUCAGAUGUAGAUCUUCAUGAAUGUAUUUUACAAUAAAUACAUUUUCUUUGUGUGCCA
Molecule: messenger RNA, 3209 nt
Organism: Scatophagus argus
Lineage: Eukaryota; Metazoa; Chordata; Actinopteri; Scatophagidae
Gene: emp2
Product: epithelial membrane protein 2
Exons: 6
Coding region: 465-962 (165 amino acids)
Cellular component (GO): plasma membrane
Source: RefSeq, a predicted model, not a curated record